UUCUGAGAAAUGACAAUCAAUGCUCACGUGUAAUCGAUAACAGUGGUUAUGGGUGUGCUGUUGUGUUUUUUGAGACGUGAAGAAAGUAUCGAAGCUGCUCUUUAAACUCGUGUUUAUAGUUUCGGACAGUUUUUAUGGAGAAUGUGGUGUGACCGAUGAUGAAUAAUAACAAUGAAAAACAUGUAAACAUUGACAAAUAAAAUAAUUUACACAAAUUUAAUUGAAUCUUCUGCUACAUGCCUAUCAUACAUUUUCAAAUUAAUUGAUAAAAUCAAUUUUAUUCGAUCCUUAAGAUCAGCAAAUUCAUAAUCAUUACAAGAUAAAUAAAAUAUUGUACGUCAUGCAUACUAAAUAGUAUUUUCACAUGAUUGAUAUCUCUGGCGCAAUAAGUUAAUUGUUGUGGUACUUUUUAUGUAUACAAGACACGAUAUUAAUUAGAAUUCUGAUUAGCACAUUGAUAAAAUAUUAUCUCAAAAUAUGCAAGGAUGUUUCGAAAAUUGUUAUUCUCAUCGCAUCAAACAAUUCGUUAUCAAUUAUCUUUGAAAUUAACGUGAUCAUAAUGUUCGCAACGAAUAUUUAAUGAAUAUUUAAUAAAUUUGACGUCAAAUGCAUUGAAUAUAAAAGAACUUCUGUUAGCUUCCAAAAUAUACAUUUCACAAAAAUGAGCCGGAUUCAAUUGUUCUUCUGCAUUUUUGGCUUUAUAGCCACAACCAUCUUCACCGGUAAGUACUUGUACUCCGAAUUUCGCUAUGCCGGUAUUUCAACACUUGCUUAUAACUUCCGUAGCUGAAGCGUCGUUGUCGGGUGAAGGAAUUGUCGGCGGUUACAAUGCUAAAGAAGGCGAGUUUCCGUACCAAAUUUCUCUGGAUAUGUAUGGCUAUAAUAUCUGUGGUGGUAGCAUCAUUGGUGAACGUCAUAUUGUCACUGCUGCCCAUUGCGUCAUUCUAACCAACGGAACAUUCCGUGAUAUUCCAUUAAAGGUUGUUGCUGGUAUUAUUGAUCUUAAAUCAAGAAGUACGAAGAGAAUCGUUGUCGAUGUUAUCAAAGCAACUGUACCUAAGGAAUAUAUUUCACAGAAACAUAUUCGAAGUAUCGGUGAUAUCGCUGUACUCAAGCUUAGCAAAAACCUGGGACUCGCAAAUAACUCGCACAUUAGCAAAAUCAAUCUACCCCUCACAAACAGUACAUAUGCAGGAGUUAAAGCAGUGAUCAGUGGUUUCGGCCUGAACAAAGUUGAUGUAGCAAUUGAUACUCGAACUGGAAGAUAUAUCGAGAAAAAUGGUGUGCUAUACAAUAAAAUGCGUUACGCUGAAGCUAAUGUUUUGUCACAAGCUGCUUGUCAGAAAUAUUUCUUUGAUCCUAUCAAUACUAAACACAUUUGCGCUGGUCUCGUUCAACGUUACCGCAGCGAUCCUGAAGGCGUCUGUUCUGGUGACAGUGGUGGUCCACUUGUUUAUAAAGAUGUUCUCAUCGGUGUGGUUAGUACCAGUCCAUUGGGAUGUAUCGAGAAUUUACAACCAGCUGUGUACACUAGAGUUAGCAAAUACGUAGAUUUCAUCUAUAAAGCUGUUCAAGACAUAACGGAUAAUACCAUGAAAUCUAGUUAUUUACCAUGGGUAAAUAACUAG
Messenger RNA from Phymastichus coffea, 1628 nucleotides. RefSeq names its product chymotrypsin-2-like. Lineage: Eukaryota; Metazoa; Arthropoda; Insecta; Hymenoptera; Eulophidae. Gene Ontology annotation, biological process: proteolysis. Gene Ontology annotation, molecular function: serine-type endopeptidase activity. Bases 750 to 1628 code for a protein of 292 amino acids. The record is from RefSeq and is a predicted model, not a curated record. The transcript has 3 exons.